Messenger RNA from Biomphalaria glabrata, 4314 nucleotides. RefSeq names its product protein-L-histidine N-pros-methyltransferase-like. The record is from RefSeq and is a predicted model, not a curated record. The transcript is spliced from 7 exons. Gene Ontology annotation, molecular function: protein-L-histidine N-pros-methyltransferase activity. NCBI's taxonomy places the organism in Eukaryota, Metazoa, Mollusca, Gastropoda, Planorbidae. The coding region runs from base 188 to 1288 and encodes 366 amino acids.
GAUAAUUGCUUCCUAUACAUGUGGUUCAUUUGUCAUGAAUCUAGUCAUACUUGUUAAUCAGUGACUUAAACUCUUUAAGUUGUCUUUAGAAGUCAGUUUACCUGGUUAAUUCAGGCAACCCAUUCUAUGAUCUAAUUGCACUAGGGAAGAAGGAGUACUUGUACAAAUAUAUGUCCAAACAUAUGGAAUGUUAGCACAUGGGACUUACUUUAAAAGUUACAGUAUUUCAUUUUUAGUUGCGUUCUCUGCUGGCAUCAGUGCAAUAUUCGCAACAGAGAGUUGUUUACCACCGAAUCUAUCAAUGUCUACAUCAGAUGGAGUUGGUUGCGGAUUGGAUAAUGUAAAUCUUACUGAGGAGGACAGACCUGCACAAGUUCCAGCGGAGCCAGGCAUGUGGUCUGGUCAGCUUAUCCGUAGUCCUUUGGCCAGAGCAGUGUACAAUAAGUUAAAGGAGGAUGAGAGAAAUAAAAAUGACAGACAUGUAUAUUGGUACAGAGUUGUGACGAGUAGAUUUUCUCCAGAUUUACAGAGCAAAUUUAUCCAGUUUGAUCAGGAUGAAGGGACAGAUGAGUUUCUGGACAACUGUUUGGAAAAGUCUAACCAAGUCUUCACUCAGUUAUUUUAUUCUGUGGCAAGACCAAUCCUGAACUUUUUUAUGUCGCAAACUUCAAUCAAUGGAUUCCUGUACAGAGGUUCCAUGUUUGUUUUCUCUAAGGCACAAUUUGAAAAACUUUUGCAAUUAUCACCUUAUUACAAGGGAGAGAACCUCUUGGACUUGGGGGCAGGAGAUGGGAGGGUCACCAAACAAAUGUCUGGUUACUUCUACACAACCUAUGCCACAGAGAUGUCAGGAGUUAUGGUCAGAAGAUUGACAGCUGAAGGGUUCAAAGUGCUGGAAGUGGAAGAGUGGUCAUCUAAUGGGAUCAAGUAUGAUCUGAUAUCAUGCUUGAACCUAAUUGACAGAUGUGAUAAGCCCUUAACAUUGCUUGCGGACAUUCGCAAGAGUCUCAAAGCAGGAACUGGCAGGGCCCUUAUUGCUGUUGUGAUACCUUUUAAACCAUAUGUUGAAUUUGGUUCUAAGACCCACCAGCCAACUGAAUAUCUACACAUAAAAGGAUCUAAUUUUGAGGAACAGGUUGAGCAUUUUAUCAGCAUCUUCAAACAGUCUGGCUUUGAGGUGGAAAACUUUACCCGUCUACCUUACUUGUGUGAAGGGGACCUUCGGCACACAUUCUACAUGUUGACGGACGCUCUAUUUGUACUGAGGUCUAGUGGGGAUGUCUCCUGAUGCCUCUUUUAAGUCAUCUAUUUAAAUUGAUGUUAAUCAUAGACCCGAGACUGUCAAUUCCAAUUGGAGGUUAAAAAAAACCUUUGAUCAAAUGAUCUAAACACAAAAGACCGACUCUGCUGUAAUGUACUGGUUAAAAAGGAAACAGUGAAGCGAAAUGCAAUCAGGAUACAUAAUAUUGUUUUUAUCUUUUAAAUUUUAUAGUCAUCAACACAUUAAUAUGUGAUCUAAAUUAGAAUAAUAAGACAUUUAUUGAAUCAAGCAACAAUUAAAACUUUACAGUGGAAACAUUAGGUUAAUGUAAACUCAUGAAAGGGAGAUAACUAUAUAAUAAAAAGUAAUUUUUUUUUUCUACGAGUUUCUUAGUUCUGGACAUUUUAGCAAUGCUGUUCUAUGCAAAACUACUGCUGGUUGGUUGAAAUGCAAACCAUAUGGUCCAUUUGCUACCUUAAAACUGUAACUCCCUGGAACAUAUAUAUUUAAAACAGAUUGGCCUUAUGGUCAUCAAUGCAUUCAGACUUCAAGAAAACUUACAGAACUGGUUGCUUUAAUUUGUGGCUGAUUAUGAAAGCUUAUGAAAACCAUAAAACUUAAUUUGACAUUAAUUUUUCAAUGCUUCCUUCAUUAUUCAGUGCUGCCCUGAAGCUGAUGUACAAUAAUGUGUACCUUUAGCCUAUAUAUUAUUUACUAGACAUAUAUUGCCUGCGGGUGUUAAUUUGCUUAUCACUGUUGAUAUAUCAAAUAAGCUAAUUCACGACAGUCACUGAGAGUGUUUUGUAAUCAAUUAAAUGAAAUAAUAAUGUUAUAAGUAAAGCAAAUGCGUGAAUGUAAAAAUAAUAUGAAUGAAGCUAUCAAAAUAGCUAAUCAACCUAACUCCAUUUUUUGAAAUAAAAACAUUUGCUUGUAAGCCUACAUAUAUUUGAUUCAAAUAUGAAAAAAAUAGACUUAAUUUUGUAUGUUCAUGUGUUAAAGUAUAAAGUAGAUCUUGAGUUAGACAUAGAUCUAAAUCUAGACUAAUCUAGAGUUAAAUAUUGGCUUGGAGAGUUCAUUCUGCAUUGCGAGAAGGCUUUGCUCUGCGCAUGCGUGACCUUUUUUUAGUUUGCAAUUCAUGAAUGAAUAUAUCUCAACACAGCUUCGCAGCUUUAGCCAACGAAUGUAUGAAAAAUGCUUUAGAAAAACAAAUUUGAAUGUUAAUUUGAUUAAAAUAUGAAAUGAAUGGACUAUAAUUAGUAUGUUAAUGUGUUUAAUUAUAAAACUAUCUUUGCGAAGAGAAGUUGUAUCAUCUAAGAGUGGAAUUAGAGUUUUAGACCUAGGAAUGGAGAGAGGUGUAACAUUUCGCAUAAGGUCUAAUGAAAGAAUGUUCGUCAGGAAUUCUAAAUUCGCAGAUAUAAGGAACGAAUUUAUGUAAAAAUGCAUUUGAAACACACAUUUGAAGCUUAAUUUUAUUAAAUAAUGAAAUCAAUAGACUAUAUUUUGUAUUGUCAUGUUUCAAAGUAAAAAACUAUCUGCGCAAAGUGUAGUUUCUAAAAUUAGAUCUAGAUCCUUUCGAUCUUUUCAUGUAAAUAUGGUAAACAUAGCCUAGAUUGAUGAAGUUAUAAUGCUUUCAUAGAGUUGGUAAACUUUUUUUUUGAGGGUCUUAAGUUUGUUUUAGGGCUACAAUACAUACACUAUGAUCUAAGUUAGUACCCAAGGAACAUUUCUAUCAAGUUUUAUCAAGAUUGGUCAAACGGUUUUGAUUUCUAUUCAUUACAUACAUACAUACAUACACUCUAUUUUUUACUUUAUAUAAUAGAUAUAAACUUUUUUUCCUAUUAUUCCAUAUGGAUAUGUUGAAUGCUUUGAGCUUUUCUGUAUGUGCUUAUUGUAAAAUGGGUCAAGGUUAGCUUUACAGGCAUGGCUGUGUUUAUGACAAUUUUAUUUCUGUUGUUUUAAUUGUGAUUAAGAAGAUUUCUUCAUUUACUAAUUACCAGUAGUCAACAUUUUUCAUCCUUUUUAGUUUUUCAUUAUACAUAUAAUUUUGUUUUUGUGUGGAUUAGUUUUGUACAUAUUUUAUUUAGCCACAAGAAAAAUGCAUAUUUGUUUUGUUUUUUUGUUUGUAUGUUUUAAGUGUAGAUUUUAAGGCAGCUGAUACAGAACAAAUACAUAGAACUAUAUUAACGUUAGAUUUCUGUGACAUUAAAAUAUUUAAUACUUUAACUGACAUAAAAUAGAGAACCUGGUUGUAUGUGGCUUCAGAACAAGACAGUUGGAAGUCACCUACAAAGGCCAUGAGAUGCACAUUUGAGACCAAAAGAAAAUCCAAUGCCAAGGACAGGCGUAGAUGGUGAAAAGAAAAUCUAAAUUGACCACUGGCAGAGUGGCAAAACAUGUAGGUCACAGCUGGGGCUGCGUAUACAUGGAAAAUACUGUAUUCCUCAUUAAUUGAAGACAAGCCUUAUUAUUAUUAAAAUAUUUAGUUUACCAUCAGUGAUAUCUCAUUUUCAGUGUUUUUGAAAGAUGAAUAAAAUGUGGUGUUUUUUUUUGUAUGUUCUAGGUUUGGAGAUGUGUAACAGUGUAAUAUUUCUCUUUGUAGUAUUAAAAAUAAAAGCAAGCAAUACCAAAUAUUUAUUUUUUUGUUGGUAUGACUAAAAUAUUUGAGAACUUGGAUGCUCAUUUUAUUAUUACUUAACAUUUUUGUUUGUUUUGGCACCUGUAUUUACAAAAGAUAAUAAAUCUUAGACUAUAUUUUUUACCAUUGAAAUAAAAUAUGAAAUUAAAAAAAAAAUGUUGUUAAAAAAAUCUGUUACCAUGAUAAUUUUGCUUUUAUGGGAUUGUUAUAAUUGUAUUAAAAUUGUAUUUAAAUUUAAAAUGUAAAUAAACCUGUAUAUGCCAUAUACUUGAAUGUUAAACUAAAAAAAAUGGAGCUGUUUUAACAAAGUUUGAUAUCUGUGUAUGGUCAGUAUUUAUCAAAUAUCAUAUUGUAAGAAAUCUGCAAUAAAAAUGUCCAAAGAAUAAAGUCAUCAAAUAAAUGAAAAAAACAAAACAAA